Messenger RNA from Medicago truncatula (barrel medic), 1220 nucleotides. RefSeq names its product receptor-like protein EIX2. The record is from RefSeq and is a predicted model, not a curated record. The transcript is spliced from 2 exons. NCBI's taxonomy places the organism in Eukaryota, Viridiplantae, Streptophyta, Magnoliopsida, Fabales, Fabaceae. Gene Ontology annotation, molecular function: protein binding. Bases 34 to 915 code for a protein of 293 amino acids.
CAGCACCUCUCUGAUUGGAAACAAUUGCAGAUCAUGAUUUUGGGAGAAAAUAAAUUUUCAGGAAUCAUACCAAUGAACUUAUCACAAAAAUUAGAAGUCGUCAUAUUGAGAGCUAACCAAUUUGAAGGGACUAUCCCAAGGCAAUUAUUCAAUCUUCCUUAUUUGUUUCAUUUGGACCUUGCUCUAAACAAACUUUCAGGAUCUAUACCAGAAUGUGUCUAUAACUUGACUGAUAUGGUUACAUUUGAAGAGGAGGAAUUACCAGCAGGUACCACAAUUGAGUUGUUUACAAAAGGUCAAGAUUAUAUGUAUCGAGUAAGUCCAAAAAGACGAACCAUUGACCUUUCAGCAAAUAGCUUGUCUGGAGAAGUGCCUUUGGAAUUGUUUAGGCUUGUUCAGCUUCAAACGUUAAACUUAUCUCACAAUAAUUUGAUUGGAACAAUACCAAAAGUGAUUGGAGGCAUGAAAAAUAUGGAAUCUCUCGAUCUCUCUAAUAAUAAGUUUUGUGGUGAAAUUCCUCAGAGCAUGUCUGUCUUAACCUUUUUGGGUUUUUUGAAUUUAUCUUGCAAUAAUUUAAACGGAAAAAUCCCAACUGGAACACAACUUCAAAGAAUUAAUGCAUCGAGUUACAUUGGGAAUCCUAAACUAUGCGGAGCUCCUCUCAAUAAUUGUACCAUGAAAGAAGAAAAUCCUAAAACUGCAACACCAUCUACAAAGAAUGAAGAUGAUGACUCUAUCAAAGAAUCAUUGUAUCUAGGGAUGGGAGUUGGAUUUGCAGUAGGUUUCUGGGGGAUUUGUGGUUCUUUGUUCCUUAUUAGAAAAUGGAAGCAUGCAUACUUUCGGUUUGUUGAUAGAGUGCGUGAUAAGAUCUAUGUUACUUUGAUCGUAAAGUUAAACCGAUUUAAAAGAAAUUGAGCACCUGCUAUAGUUAAGGUGAUUAUUAAUGUGGAAGAUUCUGCAUUUUUAUGCAAAUCGUGGAAGGUUACAAGUUGUAUGAGAUGAGAUCAUACAUAACUGAACAGUUGUUGCUGCUCAUGUCAUCUUUUACUUGUUGUAAUGUUUUUGUUCAUUGACAAUCUUACAGACAGUUUUGUGGAGAAAGUAGAUUAAUUCUUUCUAUUAUCUCUCUGUAUUUGUGUAAUUAUAUAAAAAUUUGCAAUGAAAGUACCAAAGUAUUACAAAAGAGGAUAGAUUUCAAACUAUACAAACUAAGUCUUACA